Messenger RNA from Penicillium crustosum, 1043 nucleotides. RefSeq names its product amidohydrolase family protein. NCBI's taxonomy places the organism in Eukaryota, Fungi, Ascomycota, Eurotiomycetes, Eurotiales, Aspergillaceae. Gene Ontology annotation, molecular function: hydrolase activity; carboxy-lyase activity. The record is from RefSeq and is a predicted model, not a curated record. Gene Ontology annotation, biological process: secondary metabolic process. The transcript is spliced from 2 exons. The coding region runs from base 27 to 1043 and encodes 338 amino acids. Gene Ontology annotation, cellular component: cytoplasm; cytosol.
UCUUACUCCCUUACUAGACAACCAAAAUGCUCGGCAAAAUCGCCCUCGAAGAAGCCUUUGCGCUCCCCCGAUUCCACGAGAAGACAAAAUGGUGGGCGGGCAUGUUCGCAACCGACACAGACAAGCACACAGCAGAGAUCAACGAUGUCGGUCCAAUUCGACUGGACUUCGCCGAGCGCCACGGCGUCGGUCUCCAGAUCCUCAGCUACACAGCACCCGGUGUACAGGAUAUCUGGGACGCAAAGGACGCACAAGCGCUCGCGGUUGAGAUCAACGACUACAUCGCGGAGAAAGUGAAAGCGCACCCGGAUCGGUUUGCCGCAUUUGCCACCCUCUCCAUGCACGACCCACAAGAAGCAGCAGCCGAGCUCCGACGCUGCGUAACACAGCACGGGUUCCUAGGUGCACUAGUGAACGACACACAGCGCGCUGGUGUCGACGGCGACGACAUGAUCUUCUACGACAACGAGAAAUGGGACGUAUUCUGGGCUACCUGCACUGAGCUGGACGUGCCUUUGUACCUACACCCGCGCAACCCGACAGGCACGAUCUACGAGAAGCUGUGGGCUGAUCGGAAAUGGCUGAUCGGACCCCCACUGUCCUUCGCGCAGGGAGUGAGUCUACAUGUUCUUGGAAUGGUGACGAACGGGGUAUUCGACCGGAACCCGAAGCUGCAGGUUAUUCUUGGACAUUUGGGGGAGCAUAUUCCAUUUGAUAUGUGGCGGAUUAACCACUGGUUUGAGGAUCGGAAGAAGGCCCUUGGACUUAGGGAGACAUGUAAGCGAACAAUUCGGGAGUACUUUGCGGAUAAUUUGUGGAUUACGACGUCGGGACAUUUCUCGACCACUACGUUGAACUUCUGUAUGGCGGAAGUUGGGGCUGAUCGGAUUCUGUUCUCGAUUGAUUAUCCGUUUGAGACAUUUGAGGAUGCGUGUGAGUGGUUUGAUUCGGCGGAGAUGUCGAAUACGGAUCGGUUGAAGAUUGGAAGGGAGAAUGCGAAGAAGUUGUUUAAGCUUGGGGCUUAUAAGGAUAGUACGGCUUGA